Molecule: messenger RNA, 171 nt
Organism: Guyanagaster necrorhizus
Lineage: Eukaryota; Fungi; Basidiomycota; Agaricomycetes; Agaricales; Physalacriaceae
Exons: 1
Source: RefSeq, a predicted model, not a curated record
AGAUACUUCCUGUGGAUGACAAUGCAUGAUAUCUACAGAAUAGGAGCAAAGUGGCUAAACUUUGCCCCACAAUACCAUGACCAUGCAUACUGCACACACUGUCACAAUGAUUUAGAAAGCAUGUGUCACAUAUUAACAAAAUGCUCUUCACUGGGACAGAAUGAGAUAUAG